Molecule: messenger RNA, 2545 nt
Organism: Sinocyclocheilus rhinocerous
Lineage: Eukaryota; Metazoa; Chordata; Actinopteri; Cypriniformes; Cyprinidae
Product: heat shock protein HSP 90-beta-like
Exons: 11
Coding region: 1-2166 (721 amino acids)
Biological process (GO): protein folding
Molecular function (GO): ATP binding; ATP-dependent protein folding chaperone; ATP hydrolysis activity
Source: RefSeq, a predicted model, not a curated record
AUGAAAAACAACUGCGCCUACAGUGUUAAAGAAGCGGACCUGGCAACACUGCAGAGUGCGUCAGCGCGGAGGGAUACAGCCGCGCAAAUGCCUGAAGAAAUGCGCCAAGAGGAGGAGGCCGAGACCUUUGCCUUCCAGGCAGAGAUCGCCCAGCUGAUGUCUCUCAUUAUCAACACCUUCUACUCCAACAAAGAGAUCUUCCUCAGGGAGCUCAUCUCCAAUGCCUCUGACCUCGUAUUUUUUCUCUUUUGGCCGAAAACCGAAAAUGCCACCUUAGCUGCAUCCCUAUUUAUCAGCAUUUCUCCAUUGGAUUUAGUCUCUAAUGUUCCCUAUUCAUCUCUCCAGGCUGGUGCAGAUAUCUCAAUGAUCGGGCAGUUUGGAGUGGGCUUCUACUCCGCCUACCUGGUGGCUGAAAAAGUCACGGUCAUCACCAAAAACAACGAUGACGAGCAGUACACCUGGGAGUCAUCCGCUGGCGGCUCUUUCACGGUCAAGGUGGACCAUGGUGAGCCCAUCGGCCGUGGAACCAAAGUCAUUCUUCACCUGAAAGAAGAUCAGACAGAGUACAUUGAGGAGAAGAGAGUGAAGGAAGUGGUCAAGAAACACUCGCAGUUCAUCGGAUACCCAAUCACCCUCUUCGUGGAGAAGGAACGCGACAAGGAGAUCAGCGACGACGAGGCAGAGGAGGAGAAGCCGGAGAAAGAGGAAAAGGAGGAAGGUGAAGACAAACCCAAGAUUGAAGAUGUCGGCUCAGAUGAUGAAGAGGACUCCAAAGACAAGGACAAGAAGAAAAAGAAGAUCAAGGAGAAGUACAUCGACCAGGAGGAGCUGAACAAAACCAAACCCAUCUGGACCCGCAACCCUGACGACAUCUCCAACGAAGAGUACGGAGAGUUUUACAAGAGCCUGACCAACGAUUGGGAAGAUCACCUGGCUGUCAAGCAUUUCUCCGUGGAGGGUCAGCUGGAGUUCCGCGCUCUGCUCUUCAUCCCUCGCCGGGCCCCCUUCGACCUCUUCGAGAACAAGAAAAAGAAGAAUAACAUCAAGCUGUACGUCAGAAGGGUCUUCAUCAUGGACAGCUGUGAGGAGCUCAUCCCAGAGUAUCUGAACUUUAUCCGUGGUGUUGUGGACUCUGAAGAUCUGCCCCUCAACAUCUCCAGAGAGAUGCUGCAACAGAGCAAGAUUCUCAAGGUCAUCCGCAAGAACAUCGUCAAGAAGUGCCUGGAGCUGUUUGCCGAGCUGGCCGAGGACAAGGAGAACUACAAGAAGUUCUACGACGGUUUCUCCAAGAAUCUGAAACUGGGCAUCCACGAGGACUCUCAGAACCGCAAGAAGCUGUCAGAACUGUUGCGUUAUCAGAGCUCGCAGUCCGGCGACGAGAUGACCUCCCUCACAGAAUACGUCAGCCGGAUGAAGGACAACCAGAAGUCCAUCUACUACAUCACUGGCGAGAGCAAAGACCAGGUCGCCCACUCCGCUUUCGUGGAGCGCGUGUGCAAGAGAGGUUUCGAGGUGCUGUACAUGACCGAGCCCAUCGACGAGUACUGCAUCCAGCAACUCAAGGACUUCGACGGCAAGUCUCUGGUGUCUGUCACCAAGGAGGGUCUGGAGCUGCCCGAGGAUGAAGACGAGAAGAAAAAGAUGGAGGAAGACAAGGCCAAGUUUGAGAACCUCUGCAAGCUCAUGAAGGAGAUUCUGGACAAGAAAGUAGAGAAGGUCACCGUAUCAAACAGGCUGGUUUCUUCUCCCUGCUGUAUCGUGACCAGCACCUACGGCUGGACAGCCAACAUGGAGAGGAUCAUGAAGGCCCAGGCCUUGAGGGACAACUCCACCAUGGGCUACAUGAUGGCCAAGAAACACCUGGAGAUCAACCCCGAUCAUCCCAUCAUGGAGACCCUGAGGCAGAAGGCCGAUGCGGAUAAAAACGACAAGGCUGUAAAGGAUCUGGUCAUCCUCCUGUUCGAGACCGCACUGCUUUCCUCUGGAUUCUCAUUGGACGAUCCUCAAACACACUCGAACCGCAUCUACAGAAUGAUCAAGCUGGGUUUGGGUAUUGAUGAAGAUGAAGACGUACCUGUGGAAGAGCCAAGCUCCGCUCCUGCUCCCGAAGACAUUCCACCUCUGGAAGGAGAAGAUGACGCUUCUCGCAUGGAGGAAGUCGAUUAAAUCCAUCUGUCUGAAAUUCCCCAGUCACUUUUUCCGUAAUCAUUCCGUAACAUCCUGUCCUUUUCUUUGACCUGUAGAAGGUUGACCUGAUCUCAGUAAUGAUUCCUGAAAGAAUCAAUGUAACUAAAGCAUACUGUCAACUUUUGCUCUGUUUUGAGCCGUAAUGUACCUUUUUGUUUUUUUUACGUAAUGAGAUGUUCAUGGAUCAAUGGGUUGCUCCAGUAUUGUCUGAGCACAAUAAGCACUGUGUUUCUCUGAUACUGAGUCUGCUGGAUUGAAUCAAGCAUGGUUUCUUUCUGCAUGGAAGGGGAAGGACCUUUGCCUGACUGCAGGCAUGUGUUGUCUUGUUUUUCAGAAAUUAAAACACGUGAAACCUGAA